This is a messenger RNA of Hansenula anomala, 333 nucleotides long. RefSeq names its product U2 snRNP complex subunit RDS3 (gene RDS3). Gene Ontology annotation, biological process: mRNA splicing, via spliceosome. Lineage: Eukaryota; Fungi; Ascomycota; Saccharomycetes; Phaffomycetales; Wickerhamomycetaceae. Gene Ontology annotation, cellular component: catalytic step 2 spliceosome; U2 snRNP; precatalytic spliceosome. The transcript has a single exon. Bases 1 to 333 code for a protein of 110 amino acids. The record is from RefSeq and is a predicted model, not a curated record.
AUGUCUCGUCAUCAGCUUGAUUUAGUGAUGUGCUUGAAGCAGCCAGGUACCCAUUUGGGGAAAGUCUGUAACAAAUGUGAUGGUCGUUGUCCAAUUUGUGAUUCGUUUGUUAGACCAACCGCAAAAGUUCGAAUUUGUGAAGAAUGUGCAUUUGGUAAAAAUGGUUCCAAAUGUGUUGUUUGUGGUGGUAAUGGUGUUAGUGAUGCCUAUUAUUGUUAUGAAUGUGUUGUUUUGGAGAAGAGUAGAGAUGGUUGUCCAAAGAUUCUCAAUGUUGGUUCAAGUAGGAUGGAUAUCUUUUAUGAGAAGAAGAAACAAAAACAAAUACCGUCUUGA